AUGAUCAAAGGCGUCGAACCCAGAUCCCUCGUUGAACUAUUCUGCAUUCACCAGCUGAAUAUUCCUUUUUUCCCGAGGAGACGCAUGAAUGUGUACGGCCAUCAUGAUUUGCUGAUGAAGGCAGAAUUCCUCUUCUUCUGGGUCCCAACGUUUAUUAUUUGGUCUCUUACGAUUCCUGUAUUCACGAUGUUGUAUAUGGUGGAUGAGGCGGUGUACACGGCGAUGACUGUGAAGGUAAUAGGCAGACAGUGGUAUUGGAUUUAUGAGGUGGAAUCUCCAGCAGACUGA
Eimeria acervulina is the source of this 288-nucleotide messenger RNA. RefSeq names its product Mitochondrial cytochrome c oxidase subunit 2a, related. The coding region runs from base 1 to 288 and encodes 95 amino acids. The transcript is spliced from 3 exons. NCBI's taxonomy places the organism in Eukaryota, Apicomplexa, Conoidasida, Eucoccidiorida, Eimeriidae. Gene Ontology annotation, cellular component: membrane. The record is from RefSeq and is a predicted model, not a curated record. Gene Ontology annotation, molecular function: cytochrome-c oxidase activity; copper ion binding.